UCCGACACCGAUCAUGUGUUGGAUGUUAGGCGAAUGGAGUCGCUGCUGCUGGAGCUCAGCAAGAGGAAACAUGAGUGCUGCUUUUGAAGGGUGAUUUUGUCUUCUUGUUAUUAUUCUGAAGUUUCUGAUCCAGAUUAGCAAAAUGAGAGAGAAGGGGAGCAAAAGAAAGUUAAAUAUCUCCCAAACAAAUGCGCUAGACUGUCUGCUGAGAUCGAACUGCAGCCAUGCAUAGUUCAGCUGGAUUUCCAUCGGGACACUUACAGAGAGUUGUUUGCAGCUUUGUAGUUGUGCUUCAUCUGAAAACUGGUUUAUUUGCGCCGUUUUCAUCCCAUGCAACCCCUACCAACCAUGGCAAGGCUGCGGAGGAAGGCUUGCGUUGCCCUUUUUCUUUUCACCCUCUUCAUUUUCGGGUCUCUGAUGGGACUGAGGACCCUGAAGCCUACUGACGGAUUCUCGGAUCUGGCUCCUGGCUUGGACCUCUUACCAAUCUUAGGAGGGAGGAUGUCCCGGGAAGCCACCGCGUCCCCAGUCCAAGCCCGCCCGCAAGGGGGAAACACAAAAGCAGUUCUGUCCAACUCUGGUCCAGAGGGGACAAUAUUCUACGAUGUUCACAUCUUUUACUACACUUGGUACGGCAGCCCUCAUAUGGACGGGAAAUACAUCCACUGGGACCACAUCCUGGUCCCACACUGGGACCCCAAGGUCGCAUCCAGCUACCCGAGAGGAAAACACAUGCCGCCCGAGGACAUCGCCUCCAGUUUCUACCCGGAGCUGAAUUCGUACAGCUCCCGGGAUCCGGACGUGUUGGAGUCCCACAUGGAGCAGAUCGGAGCCUCUGCAGCAGGGGUUCUGGUGCUGUCUUGGUAUCCUCCCGGCCUCGCUGAUGACAACGGGGAACCCGCUGAGGAUUUGGUGCCAGCUGUACUGGAUGCUGCAUACAGACACAGCCUGAAGGUCGCAUUUCAGAUCCAACCCUACAGAGGAAGAAAUGACCAGACUUUGCACGACAACAUCAAGUACAUAAUUGACAGGUACGGUGAUCAUGGGGCCUUCUACAAGUUCACUUCCAGCACAGGGAAGAGUCUUCCUCUCUUCUACAUCUAUGACUCCUAUCUCACUCCACCAGAGUCCUGGUCUGAAUUUUUGACUCCCACCGGCUCCCACAGUGUGCGCGACUCCCCAUACGACUCCAUGUUCAUCGCUCUGAUUGUUGAGGAGCGUCACAAGCAUGACAUCCUGGCAGGCGGCUUCGACGGAAUGUACACUUACUUCGCCUCCAACGGCUUCUCGUUCGGCUCUUCCCACCAGAACUGGCAGGCCAUUAAGGCCUUCUGUGAUGGGAACAACCUCCUUUUCAUCCCCAGCGUUGGACCCGGUUACAUCGACACCAGCAUUCGACCAUGGAACAACCACAACACUCGCAACAGGGUCAACGGUCGCUACUACGAGACGGCUCUGCAGGCAGCACUCAACGUGAGGCCGGAGAUCGUCACCAUCACGUCUUUUAACGAAUGGCAUGAAGGGACGCAGAUAGAGAGGGCCAUGCCUAAGAAAACCGUGACCCGUGUGUACUUGGACUAUCAGCCACAUGGACCUGAACACUAUCUGGAACUGACCCGCCGCUGGGUCGAGCAGUACAAUAAAGAGAAACAGCAGUGGCUGAUGUGAGCUUGAAACAGAAUUAUGCUUCACAGUAUCAGAGUGAUCAAAGUGGCAACAAAUGCUCAUUUUUGUGACUAAAACACAGUAUCCCGGGUCUUUCGGGAAAAUGCUGAGAGAAUUUUUUGCUUAAUACUUAAUAGUCCAGGACUCUGAAAUGGGCAUGUCUUAUUUGUUCUUGCACCUCUUAAUCAAAAACAAAUUGUGAAGUCUAUCUCCACAGUAUAGUUUUUCUCUUCAUCACAUCACUAAAGGAUUUCAAAUGA
Messenger RNA from Poeciliopsis prolifica (blackstripe livebearer), 1925 nucleotides. Its product is annotated as glycoprotein endo-alpha-1,2-mannosidase-like protein. Gene Ontology annotation, molecular function: alpha-mannosidase activity. Lineage: Eukaryota; Metazoa; Chordata; Actinopteri; Cyprinodontiformes; Poeciliidae. Gene Ontology annotation, cellular component: Golgi apparatus. The coding region runs from base 331 to 1668 and encodes 445 amino acids. The transcript is spliced from 4 exons. The record is from RefSeq and is a predicted model, not a curated record.